AUGACGCCGAAUCGUCGGUUCUACUACAGUGGUGACACCGGAUUUUGUGAGACGGAGUUCAAGAAGAUUGGCGAUCAACUCGGUCCAUUCGAUCUCGCUGCAAUCCCUAUUGGUGCAUAUAAACCACGAUGGAUGAUGAAGUCUCAGCAUAUCGACCCUCAAGAAGCCGUGGCCGUACAUGAGUUAGUAAACUCAAAAUUCUCAAUAGGCGUCCAUUGGGGAACAUACCAUAUGGGAUCGCAUGAGCAUUACUCGACGAAGAAAAUCGGGAAGAUAAUGACCAAGUCCAACCUUUCCUCAAAAUUCGUUACUGUUGAGAUGGGACGGAUUUGGGAAGAAGAUGAAGGCGAAGACAGUGCAGUCAGAAACGAAAUGUAA
Molecule: messenger RNA, 378 nt
Organism: Ostertagia ostertagi
Lineage: Eukaryota; Metazoa; Nematoda; Chromadorea; Rhabditida; Trichostrongylidae
Source: the annotation of a GenBank genome assembly